CGGCGGUAUAUAUCACAGAGUUUGCGCUGAAGCCCCGCCCACUUACUGAAUCCCCGUAGGAUUCCCUGUUUACGGAAAAGACGUGAACUUUCCCAGGAUGCUGCUUUUGGCCAAGUUUGGCCAAGCUGGAGCCCGAAGAGUUGUCACAGGGACUCGGGGGACAUAUAUGAAGGAUGGCAGGUGCAUUUUUACCUGUUUGCCAAAAUAUCCUGUCAUCCCCAAGACAAGACUGACGGGCCUGUUGUUUCCCUGCUCCUCCACUGGCCAUUACAGAUACUUUACUGUGUCAGCUCCUCAUGGGAGUCAGAAAACCCCAUCCUACAGUUAUGUGAUUAUUGGAGCAGGCUCAGCAGGCUGUGUCCUUGCCAACCGCCUCACAGAGGAUGCUCAUGAGUCUGUGCUGCUGCUGGAGGCUGGGCCUAAGGACAUGUGGCUUGGCAGUGUAAGGCUGUCAUGGAAGAUCCACAUGCCAGCUGCACUGACCUACAACCUCUGUGAUGACAAGUAUAAUUGGUACUACCACAUUUUACCUCAGGCCAACAUGGACAAUCGAGUGAUGUACUGGCCACGAGGCCGUGUUUGGGGAGGGUCCUCCUCACUCAACGCUAUGGUGUACAUCCGCGGGCAUGCUGAAGACUACAACCGUUGGCAGAGAGAGGGAGCAGAAGGCUGGGAUUAUGAGCACUGUCUGCCUUACUUCAAGAAAGCUCAGUGCCAUGAACUUGGAGAGAACCGGUACAGAGGUGGCAGUGGACCUCUUCAUGUGUCAAGAGGAAAGACCAAUCAUCCUCUUCACAAGGCUUUUAUUGAGGCAGGGCAGCAGGCAGGAUACCCUUUCACUGAUGACAUGAACGGAUACCAGCAGGAAGGCCUGGGCUGGAUGGAUAUGACUGUUCAUAAAGGGAAGAGAUGGAGUACUGCCAGCGCCUACCUGAGACCUGUCCUGGCUCGACCCAAUUUGAAGGCGGAGGUGCGCUGUUUGACUACCAAGAUCUUGUUUGAUGGCAGUCGUGCUGUGGGGGUUGAAUACAUGCAAAAUGGACAAAAGAAGAGAGUGUUUGCAGAAAAAGAAGUGAUACUGAGCGGAGGAGCCAUCAACUCCCCUCAGCUUCUCAUGCUUUCUGGUGUAGGGAACGCAGACGACCUGAAAGAACUCGGCAUUCCUGUUGUUCAGCACUUGCCCGGUGUUGGUAGUAACCUGCAGGAUCACUUGGAGCUGUAUGUCCAGCAGCAGUGUACUCAGCCAAUCACUCUGUACAAAGCGCAGAAACCCUUCCAUAUGAUCAAGAUAGGCCUGGAGUGGCUCGCUUUGUUCACUGGUAACGGAGCAACAGCCCACUUGGAGAGUGGGGGGUUCAUACGUAGCCGGGCGAAGGUUACACACCCUGACAUUCAAUUUCAUUUCCUGCCCUCACAAGUGAUUGACCAUGGACGAGUAGCUUCAAAGAUAGAGGCAUAUCAGGUUCAUGUUGGACCGAUGAGAAGCACCAGUAUCGGCUGGAUGAAGCUGAAGAGCACAAACCCAUUAGAUCACCCAGUUCUCCAGCCAAACUAUCUCUCCACUGAUAUUGAUGUGUGGGAGUUUAGGGAAUGUGUCAAACUCUCUCGAGAGAUUUUUGCCCAGAAAGCCUUUGACCCAUUCCGUGGUCGGGAAGUCCAGCCAGGUCCCCAGGUCCAAUCCGAUGCUGACAUCGAUGCUUUUGUACGCCAAAAGGCUGACAGUGCCUACCAUCCGUCUUGCACCUGCAAAAUGGGCUCACCCUCAGACCCGAUGGCAGUCGUUGAUUUAAACACGAGUGUUUUGGGUCUGGAGCGGCUGCGUGUGGUGGACGCCUCAAUCAUGCCGAGCAUCGUCAGCGGAAACCUUAAUGCUCCAACCAUCAUGAUUGCUGAGAAGGCCGCUGAUAUUAUCAGAGGACGUCCUCCUCUCACCGACGCAGGUGUUCCAGUGUAUCAACCUCCGAGUCUCGACACACAGAGAUGAGCUGACAAUUCAACAGAUGAGUAGAGGGUAACUUGUGGGUUAUGUCUUUGAUUGGGAAAUGAUUAUUCAACUUCUAAUAACAUGUAAACAUUAAUUUGUUACAAAUUAUUCAUUGCAACAAUGUUGCCCUGUAGCUGCAAAUGAGCCAGUUUAGCUAAAUGUAUUUUUCUUAACUCGACUGAACAAUAUCAGUAUUGUUAUAGAAUCACACUAACACAUUUCUCCUGUCUCAUUUAUCUAAAUUAAGAAAUUCAUACAUUUUGCUUUUGUUCCAGUUGCACAUUAAUUGCAAAUACUUUAUCAGGGUAGAUGAACAACACCCCCCACUCAACACCUUAUUGCAUUUUUCUUUUACAUGGUACAAUAUGGUGCAGCUCUUUUCAUUAAAAGAAGUACCACGUAAAUUAUACCGAUGCUUUUUAUGGUACAAUCUCACAUGACAUACGGUGAUGUCAAAACACUGCAAAAUGCUGAUUUAUCAGAAUGAGUGAUCAUCUGUGGGAGUAAACAUCUGCAGUUGUGCACACAAAUGUAGACAAACUUCCUUGCUCUACAAAGUCAUUUAAAGUCUGGUUUACAACAUAAAUCCUCCAUAUUUUAUUAGCAUAUUGCACGUAUUUUAUAUGUAAUUGAUGAAUAUUUGUUAAUACAAGUUUAUUAGCUAUGUAAUAGUUCUCUAAAAUCUGUGUCAUAUAAUAAAUACACAGCAAAAUUGUGUGUUUCAUCUCUGUUGGUGCAACUUCACACACAGUGAUAGACAGCUGAUCCGCCAGGUGAAGGUGCUUUUGUCUGUAGUAGAAAAUGAAGAAUGGAAGCUGAACUGCACCAUACCAUGUAAUAGAAAAAUGCAGUUAUUAAAUUUAAACAAUGUAUUUUUGUGCAAAUAUACUCUUUAAGUUCAAUCUUACUAACCAAACAAGAUUACAGCUGAUUGUAAGGUUUCAGCUGCACUACCUUCUACUGAGGUAAUCCACAGCAACAGUUAGCAGCACUGUACUUUCUAUGAGCCAUGUCUGCAGUCUGUAGUUAGUACACAUACUUUUUUUAUGAAAACAUAAACUUUUCUUUCAAUGUUGUCAGACAAGAAGUGACUAAAUAACUAAUUUUGUACAUCAAAACAGGCAACAGUGAUUGUAAACAACAAACCUUAUUGUUAAAAGAAAAAAAAAACUUUGCAGGACUGUGGAUUAAACCAGUGGAAAAGAGGAGCUAGAGAGAAAGAUGGCACCUAAGCAUGGGUUCAGGCUUAGUAAACAUCCUUGUCUGUUUGGUUUCUUAACACUACAGUAGUCCAGCUCAGAGCCAUUACACUACCAAAAUGAGGGUUUUCUCAUUUUCUUUUCAUGGCUACAAAGAAAUGACCACUUCACUUUUACAUGCUCUGGAUCACAUACAAAAGAUCCCUUUUGUGUCUUUGCAGUAGAAACUCAAAUCUUUUACAGGUGGUAAAGUUUAUGGUUCAUUUCAGGCUGGGAGCUGUGCCAUUCAUUCAAGCCAACUGGACACUUAAAUAGCUUUCAGUGUAUAUAAAAGAAUAUAUGACAACUGAAUUCUUAAAAAUAUAUAAAUAUAUAUAAGUGUUAGAGAUAUUUGCAAAGGUACUUACAGAUGAUUGUGUGGAAGUGAGCAAAUUCAAGCUUUUCAAUACAAUGAAACCAUUGGUGCCUGUACGAUUAUUAGAUUGUGGUGUCAGUGUUACUGUGGAUGCAACAUGUAACUAAACAAGUUUACUGAAGAUAGGAUUAUCACAUGUGGGUGUUUAGUUUUUAGAAUUAAUUUCAGUGAUGUAUGAGGUUGAUUAAAAUCUCUUUGUGUUAUCAGCCAUGAUGAAAUGUACCGUUAUACAGAUAAUUAUAUUUUAUGACACUCUGUUGCUUAAUUCAUAACCGCUACUGUGACAAGUAUUGUUUACAUGAUAAUGCAGUGUUGUAUUAAACAGUGUAAACCAUGACCAGAUGUGAAUCAGUUAACAUGGAUCAGAAAGGGAAUAAACUCUACACAUUGUAAAGCUU
This is a messenger RNA of Melanotaenia boesemani (Boeseman's rainbowfish), 3996 nucleotides long. RefSeq names its product choline dehydrogenase (gene chdh). The record is from RefSeq and is a predicted model, not a curated record. Gene Ontology annotation, molecular function: flavin adenine dinucleotide binding; choline dehydrogenase activity. The transcript is spliced from 10 exons. Bases 98 to 1984 code for a protein of 628 amino acids. Gene Ontology annotation, cellular component: mitochondrial inner membrane. NCBI's taxonomy places the organism in Eukaryota, Metazoa, Chordata, Actinopteri, Atheriniformes, Melanotaeniidae.